AAUAUUUUCCCAGCAUGUAAAAUUUGUAUACAUAGAUGUACAACAACCUUUUCUGGUGAACCAUGGAUACGUGUCGCUCGUACAAUCAGCUGAUUGCUCUUGAACUGCCAACGACGAGCUAAACAAGAAGUAACGAUUUUUUACAAGUAUUAUAAUAAUUAUUGACUAUCGAUCCCCCAUUAGUGCGGUAUUUGUAAUCUCCCAUUGCGCUUCAUCAAUAAUAGCCACAUUUCCUAUGUGCGGCUAACAUCCUUCUAGAUAUACGGCAGGCAGACAGUGUAAAUCCAGACAGAAGGGAUCUUGAACAAAGUCAGAAUAAUGCAAUGGAGGGAGGAUGUAACGAUCCAUAUGAGCAGCAGCUUCUAGCUGUGUUUGAGAGCUGCCUGAGUGAAGGAGAAACGUCCUUAGAUGAGAAUGGGUUACGUUCACUCUGUGAUAAGUUGCAACUAGAAGAACGUGGUAAAGAAUUGAUAUCUUGUCUCCUGGAACGAACUCCAGUGAGAAAGUCUGUGUCUUUCCUUGAAUUCCGGGAUGGCUUGCUAGCCUUGUUGGGUAAAUCACAAGAAGGAGGUUCUAACUAUGCUGAAAAAGAGUUUGCUAACGACUCACUACAAACUCUUAAUGCACCCAAACUAACAGCUAAGAAAUAUGGACGAACAACAAAGUCGAAGGAACAAAAGUCUGAUAUGGUAGAUUAUCAACAUGCAAGCUUAGAUAUUAAUUUGGAUGAACAAAGACUGCGUGAUUUAUGGAGUAAGCUCAAUUCUAAUAUUGAUGGAAAUACCGAUCGUUCUGAAUUAUGUGUUAUAUCUCAAUGUAUUGGAAUUCCAACAUUAUCUAGACAGACAAUCCAGCAAAUCUUUGAAAGACUGGAUAUAGAUCGCGACGGUCAAAUAAGUUUUGACGAUUUUUCGCUAUUGUUUCGCAACGAGAAAGCCUUGCAGGAACAAGUAAGUCCUGGUUGGAGCGAUGGAUCCGAUAUUAAUAUGCUUAAACAAGAUUCACAGAAGGAAAGUGUACAAAUGAUUGGUCCUCUUCAGACUGGUUAUGUGCGGAGCAGCAUUGUCAUUGAUAUGUGGGAAGUUGCUGGUGUACAUGAAGCAACAACUCUCUUAUCGGACUUAGGAUUUACUAGUCCAGAUGUUAGUCUCACAGAAUUAACGAAUGUUCUCUGUGAAGAACUUAAAAAUCUUCGUGAUGAAUCCGACAAUAGAGUCAUGGGGACGCACGUUAGUUUGUUGAAGGCUGCCCUUGUGAUUUAUCAAGAGGAAGUUCGGAGUCUCAACACAUUGGUUGAACACCUCAGCUGUGAAAGAGACAAACUGCGCAUUGAUAUAACAGAAGCUAGCGAACGAGCAAAUUUGUUAGCCCAGGAAAUUGAUGAGCAUCAUGUACGACUAGAAACAUCAAGUCGAUAUCAGUUAAAACAAUUGGAAAUAAAACACGCCGAAGAGACUAAAGAAUUGACGAAGCAGUUGCGUUCUGAACGCGAAGCAAAUGUUGUGACCUUGAAAUUGAUGGAUGAACGAUUGCAGACCCUACAGCAGGAAGAUCAAAGAUUAAAAAACGAACUUAUAAAUGUCUUACAGGAAAACCAAACUCUAGAAGUGGAGAACCAAAACCUUUCUGAUCAAGUUUCCAGUCUGAAAGUCUCUAAUAAUCAACUGCAAUUACAAAUUCAAACGUUGGCAGCAGAGCACGAUGUGGUUGAGAACGUCGAAGCAAGAGAAAACGAACAAGUUAUUUCUUUAAUUGACCGCAUACAGCGACUCCAAUCAGAUGUAUCACUUUUGAGGGAUCAAAACGAUGAACUUGCAUCCGAAUUGGAAUUACUGAAGACUCGUGAUCAAAGUGUUAAAAAUACCAGAGAUGCGGUAACGUCAUCUUCGCCUAUCAAGACUUUGAUAGCAGAAGAUAAUGAAGGUCAAAGUCAUGAAGCUCUGAAUGCCAGAAUAACUGAGUUGGAAAGACUGUUAAAAAAAUACGAAAGCUGUUCAGUGAAAGAAGCGGAGUCAUCAAAAAGCCUUGCAAAUGAACUUGAAGCAGAAUGCGAGGAGCGUACAAGUGAAUCGUUACGAGAUUUAGUGAUAAAUAAAAAUGAUAAAUUGAGACUUGGCAAGAGGAUGUCUAACAGCGACGAUAUGAUUCACAAUCUUGACAGGAACUUCAAUAACUUGGACGUAAAAAGUGUUUCGAAGAACAAAAUGACUAGUCUUCGAGAUUACCCACCGCGUAAAGAGGAACCUGUUGCAGAUCAAUCGAAAGUUGAAAUAGAUAGAGCAAUUAUUUCAUUUAAUUUAACACAGACUUGUAAUGACAGAUCUGUUGCCAUUGGGCAGGAAUACGUUGAAAAUAUAGAUAGAAUGAAUCAGCAACUUCAACAGCAGGAAAUUAAACAUGCUAACGAGAGAAAACAAUUAUUAGAAAGAUGCGCCGAAUUAGAGAAAAGUUUGGAAUUGAUAAAAACCGAAUAUGAACAUUGCGAGGAUUAUUGGGGAAAUAAACUCGAAGAAGAGAGGCAGCUUUUCGAACAAGAACAGAAAGUCAGCGAUGAAAAGUUUUCGGAAUUAAUAGCAAAAAUGGCUGAAUACGAAGAACAGUUUGGCACGGGAGACAAAGGUCGGAACGAUGGCAGGUUAUCCCCAAUAGAAGAAAGAUUCAAUCUUGAACAGCAGUAUACCGAUCUUGAAGAGGAAUUUGAAAAGUGGAAAGGGCAAGCAGAAAAUGAGAUACGCCAAAGAGAUAAAGAAAUUCAAGAGCUACAUGAAAAAAUAAGAAAAGAAAAGCAGUCGAUGCAGUCAGACUUUUCUACACAAUUUCCAGAUGAGGAUUCAGACUUUAUGUCGAGAACCAACGACACACAAAAUUACAUCCCGUUAGUACCCUAUUCUAAGGAAUAUACUAAAGUUAUGCCUAACAUCGUCAGUCUUCCAUCACCCUCGCAAUUACUUCCAAAGCCAACGCAGAGCGUUGUAGAUGACAAUGGACUGAUCGAUUCAUUUAAAUUAAAUCAUACGUUGCACACAACUAUACCAAGUACUGGAUUAACUGUGUCGCGCACGACUACUAGACUUACGUCUUGCCUCUACGGGUGCACUUGUCAUCAGAUUGAGACGUACUCCUCUGCAGAAGAGCUUUGCAAAGCACACAGAGACGAAAUACGUCGGCUGCAUCAGAAAAAAAUGAACAUUGAUGCCGAAUGCAAUUCUUUGAUAAAGCAAAAAGAAAUGCUAAUGCAAGAAAUACUCCAUUUGCAAAAUAUAAGAAGCGUAACGUGUUAUUGUCCUCAAAUUAAUGCUGGAGAGCUGGCAUGCAGGAUUGACAUAAAUGUACUGCAGACUUUGAAUACACGAUUGCAGGCACAAGAACAAAAAUGUAAACACCUGCAAAACUCGUUGAAGCAACAACAAAAACACACUGAGCGAAUAUUGCAUCAAACUUGGAAACAAAAUGGAAAGGAGCUAAGGGAUUUACAAUUUGUGCUUCGCAGCACACAAGAAAAGUUGCACCAGCAGAUUCAAGCAUACAAGGAACAAAGUGAAAAAUUAGCUAGAGCUGAUCUACUCGCGAAGGAUUUAUACGUUGAGAAUGCGUGUCUGUUCGCCAAUGUGGAACGUCUCGAGCAACGGUGUCACAUGUUGACUCAAUUCAGUGCUGAAUCUACUUCGGUAUGACCUCCUGGAUUGUCAUGCAGAUGUACCAGCUAAUGAUAGUAUUCUUCAAGAGCAGCCAUCCUUAUUACCAGGUUACAGAAAUGCUAGUAAGAUGGUUAGUUACGUUAUGUAUAAACCGAACAAUUGGGUACUCAGGGAUGAAUAAGGUCAGAGACGUGGAGCAUUUCUCUUCUUAUAUUAGCCAUUAAGUGCACUUGCUUUCCUACUUUCAUUCCAAUUAAAUAAAGAGCGAUAGGUGCUGAUCAAAGCUACGUGCGUUCUGUUCUCUGAUCGCAGUGUCUUCUUAGGUUUUAAAGAAAGGUACGAUCGCUAUUGAGCUACGAUUAAUAAGUGUAUUAUAACAUUGGCAGUCGUACCACGUUAUUGUUAAACAUUGCCUCAAGGUAUUGGCAAACGGAUGUAUAGUAGAAAGGGUAUCCUUUCUUAUUAAUUUAGUCGUUAUUUACACGUACGUAAAUAAUUAACGGAUUUGUUCCACUCUCGUGUUGUCACUUAUACUGUUUCUGUAUUCAACACUGAAACGGCAACUAUUUCAAUGGCAAUAACGUUACAAUACAGCAUUUGCAGCACACAUAACACUGAAAGGAAUAUACGUUAAAUGAGAAGUUUGACAACUCGUUCUUUUUUUUUUCGACGGAUGACUUUAUUUUCUAGUAUAUGUUGUUGUGUACUAUACUCAGUGCAUCUCCUAUUGGGAAGUAUUUAUAUAAAAAAGAUUAUUGAUUCAUUAUCCUUGUACAAGGAAUUGUCGGUACGAAUAUUAUUAUUUAGAAAUUUUUCUGAUGCAACAUAAUCUAUUAAGUCAUUGUAUGAACCAAAGAUAUUUUCAUUUACAGAAAUCUAUUUUUUUUUGUUUAUCAAAUUUUUCUCAAAAAUCAAUGUUUGAACUUGUAUAUCAUAUAUGUUCCAUGCAUAAUAAUAUGUGAUUAGGGGCUUGCAUCCUCUAAAUACAUGACGUCAGUCAGAACUAUUUUUUAUAAUCAAGUAAUGGAUAUCGAUUGUUCCAAAUCAAUGUUUCUUGUAAUAUUUUGUCUACAUAAUCAGUAUAUCGUAUAACAACUGUAAUCGCGUUUGGGCAUUGCUGACAUUAUUAUGUGAAGUUAAACCAAAGGUAAAGAGAGUAACUUGCACAAGCACAUAUAUUGAAAUAAUUUGCUAUCAGUUAAACAAAACAAAUUUCAUUGUGAUAUGAAUGAAUAUUAUCGACUGCAUGAUAUAAGGAAUAAUAAGAGUUUGAUUUAUGGUUUGGAAAAAUAUAAUUUUUGUGCACCGUAAACCAGAUUUAUUUCCUUAUAAAUUUAUAUAGAAAUUUUUAUUUAUUUGAUAUUAAUAUUAUGAUGACUCUUCCAUCCUGAUCGAGUUCUGACACUUAAAAUAAAUUUGCAAUAUUAAGAAUAGGUGCAACGCAUCUUGUAUAAAUAGAAACGGUAGAAGAGCUGUUGGUGUUCUUGUAUUCGAGUGCUGCACGUAUACUAAAAUUAGCGGGAUUUUGUGAUACGUUUUAGAAUUUCGUAUACGCAUUGUUCAAUAACAGAUCAUAUUAAAUUGGUUCAUCAUCCUUCUUUGUGGGUAAAGCAUAUUCCCAUAUUCUAUGAUCUUUGGGCUUUUCUCGACAAGCACUGUCAGUGAAUCAUUCUUCUAAUAAUAAAUACUCCUUAUUGUAAUUUUCACGAAAACGUUAUAAUUUUAGUUAAUUUAUACUUCUCUCAAUAGAUACAUACAUAUAUAAAUCAGGUAUUGAACGCUUUUUCCUCAAUAAACGUAAAGCAUCGUUGUAAACAGUCCAGAAUUACCUUUCUUCGAAUGUUAAUAAUGUGUUCGUUACUUAACUUAAUUUUGCAUGUAAAUUGUCUUAUUAAUCUAUCAUUGUAUCAAUAGCUUUCCUGUUGUGACUAAUUUUGACUAGUUUUCCAUUUUUAACAAUAUAUUGUAUUAAUGAAUAUAAUUACAUUACCCAUUGAGAACCGUGGUCGAUAAGUAUUGUUCCAGUAAAUCUAACUACCGGUAUCUUUAUGAAAUAGAACAACUAUUAGCUUAUUUUUAUUAUAUAUAUAAUAAAUAAUUAAUAUGUAUUAUAUAUAUAAUUAAGGAAUUUUUUGCUAGACCAUUCUACACAUUUUUUUAAUUACCAGGGUUCUUGUUAUCAGCUCCUCUAAUAAAAAUCAUGAUUUAAAAAUUUUUCACCUUUAAAAAAUUCCAAAUUAGUAAUUAUGUUUGAGCUUACUACACUAAAUUUUGUAAUACAUAGUUUUAAAUUCGAAAGAAAAAUUAGAGUAUUAUGUUAAAUUAAGACAUAAAUGUGUGAUCAAAGUUUGAAGUCAGUUUCCAAAUUCACUAUUCAAAAAAUGACUGAUUUUCACUUUUCUUUAUUCCACAAUCAUACUUUAAUCAAAUAAUUUAUUAGGCGUAUAUUAUUGUAAACGUUAAAUUGACAGAACAAAUUAUUAUGCCACAUAAGAUUGCUGAACAAUAUUACAGUGCACGGUUAAUUCUUCUAUCAUGUUUAUGUUCAAAUUACCCAUUUAACAUUCCUUAAUAGCAUUAAGGAGAAAUUAAUUGUGACUACAAAUUUAAUAAUGUAUAGCGAUUAUUAAGAUUGAUACAGCGCAAUAAGGUACAGAGACACAUAUCAGUCAGAACAUAACUGUUAAUCAACUAAUUUUAUUUCAUUAUGAAGACCUUUUCAACAUAAUGUAACAGUUCAAUAAUAGGUAUAAUAGUCUGCAACGGUAGAGAGUGUCAGAAAGUAGUGCGAUUACUACAUUGUUUAUAACUAUAUUUUAACGUUUAUUCCAUACUAUUAUUUUUGGCACUCUUAAUGAGUAAAAGUCUUUCAAAAGUCAAAAGCGGUGAUCUCGUAACCGUUAGAUUCCGAAGAAUCGGUACUGUUCAAAAUUGAUCGACUGAGAAUCAGCUAUUAGUACGGAGUAAGCGUUAAUUUAUGUGAAAUGGUCAGUGAAAUUCACCAUUCGUCAUCUUUUCAUUACAAACGAAGAUAUCAGUGCAAAAAAAUAAGAACACCAUGCUAUGACUAGUUGUUAAUAUCCUUAUAUGUCACAAACUGCAUAAACUCCUGUUAAAUAUCAUUUGUUAUAAAUAUAUAAAUACUAGAAUUUCAUAUUAAUAUAGUCCAAUACAUAUGAUUCAAUUGUAUAAUUAAUUAGCCUGGACUUGAUAGGGAUAUAAGUAAUUUCGUGUACAGGAAACAGAGCGUCCAUAUAUAUUCAUUGAAAGAGAAAGAAAUUAUUUAUAUAUCUAUUACAGUUACGUUUCAUUAUUUAAUCUAUAUCUGCAUAUCUGCCGUACAUAAAAAGUAGCAAAGGAAUAUCUGAUGGAUCGCUUACAGUCUAUACUUUAGACACUUUGUUUUCCUAAUGAUUAAAUUAAUUUAUGUAAAGGUCAAUUGAUAUAUUGCUUGGUAAUUUUGAAAACGGAAGAUUUAUAGGAUGCAGGAUUAAUUGAUGUAUAAUUUCAUGUUUCUUUGAUACAUAAUUUUAAUAUGGUAAAAAUAUUCAUUUCAUAAUAUUCAAUUGCAAUCGGAAAAAAUAUAAUAUUUCAUGUAAACAUACGCACUACGGGUGAUAUCAACUUUUGAACUUUUGAGCGAUGAAAUGAACAGAAGCAAUUUUUGUACGCUAAGCUUCAUUGCGUUUAUUGUAUUUUGUAUGAUGGUUGUACCAAUAUGUGUAAGGGAUUAGUACAAAACGAUAAUAUUGUGCGUGAAGAUUGCCAUUAUGAGAAAAUGCCUUUAAAGUAUUACUUUGUAAAGUUUUUGAUUCUGUUACUUGCAUAAGAUCUUAAGCUUAGAUCCAUCGUGCCUUCAUUUUUUACACUACUGUAACAUUGUACAUAUAUGAUCAAAGUUUCUAUAAUUUUAUAAUAUAUUUACAACGCUUAUGUAUCUCUAUGCCCAUAUAUUUGAGUUCCAAUAAAAAUGCUUUGCAUACGGCA
Molecule: messenger RNA, 7625 nt
Organism: Cephus cinctus (wheat stem sawfly)
Lineage: Eukaryota; Metazoa; Arthropoda; Insecta; Hymenoptera; Cephidae
Gene: Bsg25D
Product: blastoderm-specific protein 25D
Exons: 13
Coding region: 324-3674 (1116 amino acids)
Biological process (GO): microtubule anchoring at centrosome
Cellular component (GO): centrosome
Molecular function (GO): calcium ion binding
Source: RefSeq, a predicted model, not a curated record